Messenger RNA from Alternaria atra, 276 nucleotides. RefSeq lists its product as uncharacterized. NCBI's taxonomy places the organism in Eukaryota, Fungi, Ascomycota, Dothideomycetes, Pleosporales, Pleosporaceae. Bases 1 to 276 code for a protein of 91 amino acids. The transcript has 3 exons. The record is from RefSeq and is a predicted model, not a curated record.
AUGUCGGACCAGAAAGACCUUUCCGACAACGAGCGGAACAAGUCAACUGUGCAGCCCAGUGAUGAUCCUGCGGGUCGGAAGCCACAAUAUGAGAAAGGAGAUCCGGUCAAGAUGAUGGUUGAAGAGCCAGGGAACACGCAUUUCAAAACUUUCAAUGUGGCUCGUUCUCAAUUUGUAUCCAAUCGUUGGAUGUAUGAGCUGGAGGAUCCUGUCACCAAUCUACCCUGGAAAGAAGGCAAAUUGUUCCCAGGAACCGAUCUCGAAAGUGAUGAAUGA